This is a messenger RNA of Westerdykella ornata, 2219 nucleotides long. RefSeq names its product dihydroxyacetone kinase. NCBI's taxonomy places the organism in Eukaryota, Fungi, Ascomycota, Dothideomycetes, Pleosporales, Sporormiaceae. Gene Ontology annotation, biological process: glycerol catabolic process. The coding region runs from base 365 to 2155 and encodes 596 amino acids. Gene Ontology annotation, molecular function: glycerone kinase activity; ATP binding. Gene Ontology annotation, cellular component: cytosol. The record is from RefSeq and is a predicted model, not a curated record. The transcript is spliced from 5 exons.
CGUUACCCACCCCACCUUGUGGUCUUCCAGCCCUCCCGUCCCCUCCCGCAUGGGACCACGACCCCACCUCCUCGACGGAAGACUACCACCGAGCUUCUCCCCUAGUGUUAAAAGAUUAGAGCGAGGUGUCCAACUCCCGAUAUACCUACUAGCUAUGCUUCCGCGCCUAGUGCUGCCUCGGCGUGGGAAUUGUUCCAGUCGUGCGGCUUGGUUGAAGAGUUAUUGACGGAUUAAUUGCGCUGUGCUGCGGCUGUGGUUGCUUCUUGUUAUACAUACAUAUCUAUCACCAUACGAGUCUACAGUACCCCUAACCACCCGCGGGACUCCUCCACUACCGACCUAUCUCCAAGAUAGAGCAGGAAAGAUGUCCGCAAAGCACUUCCUCAACGACCCCACGCACCUCGUCCACACCGCUCUCCUCUCCCUCCCCCAUCUCAACCCCUCGGUAGCCUGCGACCUCGCCAACAAAACAAUCUACCUCCGCCCCUCUUCCUCGUCCCCAAAUGCUCAACCCCGCAACCCCCAAGUCUCCCUCGUCUCCGGCGGCGGUUCGGGUCACGAACCCUCCUUCGCAUCCUUCGUUGGGCCCGGCCUCCUCUCCGCCUCCGUAGCCGGCACCAUCUUCGCCUCGCCCAGCGCCGAGCAGAUUCGACGAUGUAUCCUGCACCGCGUAGAGCGCGACCGGGGAGUCCUGGUCAUCGUGAUGAACUACACGGGCGACGUGUUGAAUUUCGGUAUGGCGGUGGAGAAGGCGCGGGCCUCGGGCGUGGACAUCGACAUGGUGGUUGUGGGCGACGAUGUGGGCGUGGGACGGGCCAAGGGUGGGAAGGUCGGGAGGAGGGGGAUCGCGGGGACCGUGUUGGUGCAGAAGAUUGCGGGCGCGGCGGCGGCGGCGGGUGCGUCGUUGAAGGAGGUGGCGGCUACGGCGAGGCUGGCGGCGGAGAAUACCGUGUCCAUUGGUGCCUCCCUAUCGCACGUACAUGUGCCUGGCCGCGUAGUCGCUGAUGGAGGCGAGGAUGAGCUCAGAGAGGGCGAGGUCGAAGUCGGCAUGGGAAUCCACAAUGAACCCGGCUCCGAGCGCAAGACGGCCGAACUGCCGGAGCUGGUGAAAACCAUGCUGGCUCACUGUCUGGACCCCUCUGACAAGGACCGCAACUUCCUAACCAUUUCGUCCGAAGAUGAAGUCGUCCUGCUUGUGAACAAUCUGGGCGGUGUGAGUGCUUUGGAGCUGGGUGGCAUUACGAACGAAGUCAUUGAGCAGCUCGACAAGGACUGGAAUAUCAGGCCAGUGCGCAUCCUCGCUGGGACAUACAUGACCAGCCUGAACGGACUGGGGUUCAGCAUCAGUCUGCUGAAGCUCAAGGAUACUGGGUUAGGAGCUGAUCGUUCCAUGUUGGAGCUACUCGAUGCGCCUGCCGAAGCCACUGGAUGGACUGCUGCGAUCAAAAAGGAAACAUGGGAGCAGCGACGCGCCUCCUCCGCGCCCGAGGAGCAGGUUGAUGAGGAGGAAUCCCGACCCAGUAACCUGAAAUUGGAUUACGCCCUCGCGAAGUCGGCUCUCACCACUGCGCUGGAGAGACUCAUCAAGGCAGAACCGGACAUCACAAACUAUGACACCAUAGUUGGCGAUGGCGACUGCGGAAUCGGAUUGAGACGGGGCGCUGAAGCGACCCUUAGGAUGCUCGAGAAGUCGAGACCCACAGAUGACGCACUCGCUUUCCUGCAAAGGAUCAUUCAAGUGGUUGAAGUGGCCAUGGAUGGCACGUCUGGUGCUAUUUAUGCUAUUUUCCUGAACGCUCUGGCACAUGGCCUACGCCAGCAGUCGCCACCGUCGCCCGAGCCUGUCAACCCGCAAAUCUGGGCCAAGGCUUUGCAAUCUUCCCUCCAGUCCUUGGGCAAGUACACUCCAGCCCAACCGGGAGAUCGAACAUUGAUGGAUGCACUCCACCCGUUUGUGUACACUCUAGCAGAGACAGGAAGUAUUGGCUCGGCGGCAAACGCGGCAGACGAAGGAGCAAAAGGUACACGUGGGAUGAAGGCCAGCCUGGGAAGAACAGUAUACGUAGGAGGUGAAGGAUGGCAAGGAGUUCCAGAUCCGGGCGCCCAUGGCUUGGCUGAGUUAUUGUUGGGUUUGAAUGACGGACUGAAGAAGUGAGGAAGAUGUUGUAUUGAGACCCCUGGGCUGAAAGCCGGCCCGUGCAUUUUGAACUCUUGAACUC